Messenger RNA from Drosophila innubila, 790 nucleotides. RefSeq lists its product as uncharacterized. Bases 203 to 706 code for a protein of 167 amino acids. The transcript has 2 exons. NCBI's taxonomy places the organism in Eukaryota, Metazoa, Arthropoda, Insecta, Diptera, Drosophilidae. The record is from RefSeq and is a predicted model, not a curated record.
AUUUCAGAAAAACUAUUAACACUGGACCAAAUAAAAAAAUGGGAGCAUAUAUAUGAACUUUCAAAUGUUUCUGCAUACAUACGUUUGUGUAUUUGACAAGAUAGCAAUAUCGUCGAUUAGAUAAUAGUUCAUUCAAAGCAGUCGCUCCUCGCUCGUUAAGCUGUUAACACCUACAUAUGCCCGAUUUAUUUGACCAAGAGAAAUGUGCAACGCAUUUAAAUAUUUUGUUUACUUAACCGUAUGCUGCAGCUACAUUUUUGGAUUACCCGACGACGAUUGGCAUUUACAAUUUAAAAAUUGCACGGAACUUAACGAAUGUCCAGAUAACGCUAUAUGCACAAAAGUUGGCGCCAAUUUGAAGUGCAUUUGUUGGCAGGGACAUUAUCAGCAUCCAGACUGGAAGGCAGAUGACAUCGAUAGCAAUGAUGUGGAAUAUUGUGCCCGGGGUAUAGCAAAUAAAACGAAAAUUUUUAAUCGUUUACCGCCAAAAAGGGAAAAUCUUGCGGUUGCCAUUCUACUGAUAUUGUUUGGAGUGAUUGUCGUCACACUAAUACUUUACUGUAUGGUUGUUCUUCAUCCAAUAGACCGCACACAGGCUACUUAUCGCCGCAUUCGAUUACGGCGUAACAAUCAUCGCCGGCUUGAAGAGUUUGACGAUAUUGAUAUGACUUUUCCAAAUUUCCGCAGUGUGGAAGAUCUUUCCUGAUUUUGUGAUGCUUAAGUUGAAAUAUUCAAAGAGUUGAAAAGACUGUGAAAUAUCAAAUAUCUUACUUAUAAAAAUACAUUGUUU